AUGGCCAAGCCGGUGCCGAUACAGCCGGGGCCGGUACACGGCGGCGUGGCAAUCGCACCGAACAUGGGCGCGCGGAAGGCCGGCGGCGGCGGGCUGACGAUCCGCACGUCGCGCCACUGGGUGCUGCCGCCGCGGCCGAAGCCGGGGCGCAAGCCCAGCUACGCGGCGGCGGGCGCGGUGGAGGCGGAGCGUAAGAAGAGCGGGGGGCGGCGGUCGACGAAGGCGGUGCUGCGCAAGGAGAUCCAGCAGCUGCGGCUAGAGAACGUGAAGCUGAAGAAGGAGCUGGAGCGGCUGGUGGCGAGUCUGCAGGAGCUGAAGCGGCGGUUCACGAGCGUGGGGCUGCCGGAGACGCCGGCGGCGGACAUCGCGACGCCGGUGAGCCUGGGCGCGACGCCGGAGGCGUCGAAGAAGCGGGUGUACAUCGAGGACUCGACGGACGCCUUCCUGAAGUUCGAGGACGAGGAAGGUGGAGAGGUACCGGCGCUGACGACAGCGUGCAUGGCGCAGUCGCUGUCGCUGGGCUCGCGCGCGAGCUUCACGGACGAGGAGGACUUCGGCUCGACGCCGUCGUCGCUGUUCUCGAGCGACCUGCAGAACCUGUCUGCGGGCGUGGUCUGCAGCGCGCUCGCACAGCACGUUGCGCACUCGCCGCGCGCGAUGCACAGCGGCAGUCCGUCGUCGUCGACGUCGUCGACGCUUUCCAAAUCUGUGCCGGCAGGAGCAGGGAUAGAGGCUGGCCCAGCCCCUGCGCUCAUGGCUUUGGAGACGCUGACGUUCCUGGAUAACUACGAGCGCUCAGAGUUCUACAGCAAGCACACCAGCACGCUCCUGAGCAGGACGUCCACGGCGGCGACGCCCGAGGAGCAGAGUCAGCUGAUGCUGCCUCUGCUGUCGGUCGGGGAGGAGCCGCCGCUGCAGGCCAUUCGGGAGGAAGACGACCUGGUGCGGGAUCCGGCCGCGGACACGGCAUCGUUCCAACUAUCGGCGGAGGACGAGCAAGAGACAGAUGGAACCAGCAUUUUAAAUUUUUUGAAGACACAUAUGGCCGAACAGGAGGUGGCCACCGAGAAACAGCGCUACGAGCCUCCCGUGCUCCCGGCCCAGGAUCUAGACCGAUGGACGGGAUAUAAUGACCCCUUGCAACUUAUGGAAAAACGGGAUCUGGGCCAGUUCAUAGCGCCCUCCCUUGAAGAGCUGAUGGAGGAGCAAGACGAUUGCGACCGCGAUUCCAAGCUGCUGGGGCCACUAAACUACGAUGCCGAGCCGGUGGGAGGCGAUUCCUAUGGAGAUUAG
Eremothecium gossypii ATCC 10895 is the source of this 1293-nucleotide messenger RNA. RefSeq names its product transcription factor HAP4 (gene HAP4). Lineage: Eukaryota; Fungi; Ascomycota; Saccharomycetes; Saccharomycetales; Saccharomycetaceae. Gene Ontology annotation, biological process: regulation of DNA-templated transcription. The transcript has a single exon. The record is from RefSeq and is marked provisional. Bases 1 to 1293 code for a protein of 430 amino acids. Gene Ontology annotation, cellular component: nucleus.